Molecule: messenger RNA, 1933 nt
Organism: Anoplopoma fimbria (sablefish)
Lineage: Eukaryota; Metazoa; Chordata; Actinopteri; Perciformes; Anoplopomatidae
Gene: zfpl1
Product: zinc finger protein-like 1
Exons: 8
Coding region: 188-1180 (330 amino acids)
Cellular component (GO): Golgi apparatus
Source: RefSeq, a predicted model, not a curated record
GAAGCGGAAGAGACGUGGCACAUAAACAGAGAGAGGAAGGAAGCAGCUAGCUGCGUGAAGUUUACUGAUGACAGCUUCUGGAGACGCCUUCCGCGUGAAUGUGACACGGAAGCUUAAAUGACGGUCGUACAACAUUACCUGAAACGAACAGGACUCCUUUAAAGUCUGUGUGACAGCGAAUGUGGCUAUGGGUCUCUGCAAGUGUCCUAAGAGAAAGGUGACCAAUUUAUUCUGCUUUGAACAUCGUGUCAAUGUGUGCGAGCAUUGCCUGGUCUCCAACCACAACAAGUGUAUCGUGCAGUCAUAUUUGCAAUGGCUCCAGGACAGCGACUACAACCCCAACUGCACUCUGUGUAAUAAUCUACUGAGUGCUCAAGACACCGUUAGGCUCGUCUGCUAUGAUGUGUUUCACUGGUCCUGUCUUAAUAACUUGGCCUCUCGGCUGCCCCUCCAUACGGCUCCGGCGGGAUACCAGUGCCCCUCCUGUCAGGGUCCAGUGUUUCCCCCUUCCAACCUUGCCAGCCCAAUUGCUGAUGUGCUGAAAGAACAGCUGUCAUCUGUUAACUGGGCCAGAGCAGGUUUAGGGCUGCCGUUGAUUGAAGAGCCUGUUGGGGUCCUUGAGGAGACCACAGCUAAUGAUGUCACUGAUUAUACUGACUGGUCAACAUUUGAUGCACAAGAACAAAGUAACAUUUACCCCAGCCACUCUUACAACACAAGCCUCAACCCCCCACCAAAUCCUCUCCCACCUCCAGCACAGGAAGACCUGGGAGGUCCUCGAAAAAAUGGGGAACAAAAAAAUAUGCAGGAGCACUCUGUGGUCAACCUCACUAAUGACACUACCCGUGACACAAUUACACUACACGCAGCAUCGUCGCCAAGAAAGAUCUACGACACGCGGGACAUUGGUCACAGCUCUGUCACACAGAUUGACAUUGACGAUGACAAGUACCGACGACGGCCAACGUUAAGUUGGUUUGCUCAAAUUCUCAAAAAUCGCACAGGUGGAAAGCGGACAUCUCUGUCCUGGAAACAGCGGGUCUUCAUGCUCCUUGUGGUAGGAGUUCUGGGAUUCUUUACGUUGAUAAUCAUCAUGGCUAAACUUGGACGUGCCUCCGCUGGCUCCGACCCAAAUUUAGAUCCUCUUCUUAACCCCCACAUUCGUGUGGGGAAAAACUGAAAACAAGCAUUGAUUCCUUCUUUACUUUCUGUGUUGCACAACAUAAGCCUGUGUAGAAUGUGCUGAAAUGGACUUUCUAAUACGUUGAUAGCCCAACAGAGGGAGCUGUUCGCCAAACUUGAGCAGAAAGAAGAAAGAGAUGCUGUACCUUUGUUUAAGAAUGGAUGCAAUCUCUGGCAUCACGCAGUAGGAACAUGCCACGGCCCAUCACAGAACAUAAAAAAAAUCUCACAACAUUCACAAGUUUCCUGUGAGCAAAGCAAAGCAACUCACAAAUGCCAAGGGUGACCAAUGCCAGGUGCAUAUAGAAGCAGGAUCCGGUUAUUGUUGCUCUGAAAAGCUAAAGUUGAAGAGGGGUAGUAUUUAUAUUCACAAAUCCAACUCUAAUUUGUCAGUGACCUUUGUAAGUUGAUUUUUUUUAAGCUCAAUAGAAACUAAAUAAACAUUUCUGAUGAGGAAAAAACAGCGUGUAAGUUAUCGGCAGCCAAAACGUUCAAUAACGUUGACAUGUUUAUAAACUGCCUCCACUCACUGAUUUGAUCUGAGCGGCCGUUGAGUGUUUCUCCUUCAGAGAAGAUGUCACCCUCACAACUGGAAUCAAAUAUACCCCACAGAAAUUUAAUACAUAACUAUUUAUGGGUGUUUGCAUUACUUCUGAAAUUGAGUGCAUUGCUUUUAGAUUUGCGAUACAUACUGUAUGUACAUUUUCCUGAUGUUUUUUUGACUGUCUAUUAAAUGGGGAAUACUACAGAA